GGCUUUACAGUGGGACUUCAUCCAGAAUACUCAGCCUUUCAUGGUCAAAGUGUUCCAGCAGCCUGCAGCAGCUUGUAUUUUCUCACCUGCACACAGAUCAUAUCGGGUCAUCUGAGGCCAAACUAAAACACGUCAUCCCAAACAGGAUCCUUGGAGUCUGGAGAGGAUAUAAGGCACCUUUGUGAAGACAUGUGAACUGAACAAUGAGGGCUGUUGGUUUGCUGCUGCUGCUGCUGGCUUUGUGUGGGUCAGGAGCUCAGGGUGAGCUUCAGGAGACCGCUCCUAGAGAUCCAGCUGAGGAACCGACCGAGCAGACCACAUCUGACAUCUGGGCAGAGGUGAGGGCUCUGAGAGACAUGGUGGUGGAGCUGCUGCAGAGAGAGAACUCAGACCUGCAGGCCAGACUGAGCAACAGUGAGUCCAGGACCGAAACGCUGAUGUCUUUGGAAACUCGACUGACUGCCACCGAGAGCAAAACAAGUGACCUAGAAACAGAGAAUGCAGACCUGCAGACCAGACUGAGCAGCAGUGAGAGUGAACUUCUCAUCAGCAAGUCCAAGAUCGAGACGCUGGAGAGAGAAAAUGCAGAGAGAAAGGUGGCCUUUUACACAGCUCUGACUGAUUCAGGACAUUUUGGACCAUUCAACACAGACAUCACACUGAAAUACAGCAGAGUCUCCACCAACAUUGGCGAUGCUUACAAUCCAUCUACAGGUUUCUUCACAGCUCCAGUCAGAGGGGUCUACUACUUCCAGUUCACUCUGUGUGGUGCCCAAACAAGUGGCAUGGGUGUCUACGUGUACAAGAACAACGGAGGGAUCAUGUGGAAUCAGGAGUGGAAGGAAGAGAAAGGUUGGGAAUACAUGACUAACUCUGUUGUCUUGGAGCUGAUGGCAGGAGAUGAAAUCCACCUCGUCCUCCCAUCAGGCCUUUCUCUCUAUGACGAUAUAUACAACCAGAGCACCUUCAGUGGCUCCCUCCUCUUCACACUGUGAGGAUUCCUUCAGCUGCUGUGUGACUCCUUAUUGGCUACACUGUGAUUUACUGCAUGUACCAAAUAAUGAGAUUCUGCAUCUGACUUCUCUGUUGUGUCAUCACAUGAAAGCAACAUUGAAAUAAAUCUAUGAAGCAUUCAGAAAA
Molecule: messenger RNA, 1140 nt
Organism: Centropristis striata (black sea bass)
Lineage: Eukaryota; Metazoa; Chordata; Actinopteri; Perciformes; Serranidae
Product: heavy metal-binding protein HIP-like
Exons: 5
Coding region: 204-995 (263 amino acids)
Molecular function (GO): protein binding
Source: RefSeq, a predicted model, not a curated record